AUGGCACAUAUCCACGACAUUGCCGGCGAGGUGGAGGUGGAGAAGCGUAGCUAUGUCAACGGUGUGAAGGUUGGCGAGCAAGUCAAGUUCCCGGAAACGGUUGCCUUCAGCGGCUUCAACAAACCCUCGCGUUUCGAAGGCGACAUCUUCGAGCUCGAGGUCGACGGCGAGAUCCCCAAGGAUAUCGAUGGCACCUUCUACCGCAUCCAGCCGGACCACCAGUUCCCGCCCAUGUUCGAGGACGACGUCCACUUCAACGGCGAUGGCGCCGUGACGGCGAUUCGGAUCCAGAACGGACAUGCGCAUUUCAAACACCGCUACGUCCGCACAGAUCGCUUCAAUCACGAGAGAGUGGCGCAGAAGAGCCUCUUCGGACGGUACCGAAACAAGUUCACCGACAACGAGAGUGUCAAAGGCGUCAUCCGAACCGCGUCCAACACCAACAUUGUCUUCUGGAGAGGCGUGCUGCUGGCCACCAAGGAGGACGGCCCGCCUUUUGCCAUGGACCCGGUCACGCUGGAAACCAUUGGCCGGUACGACUUUGACGGACAGGUCCUCUCCCCGACCUUCACCGCCCACCCCAAAUUCGACCCGGACACGGGUGAAAUGGUCUGCUUCGGCUACGAAGCCGGAGGAGAUGGGAACGAUGCAUCCUGCGACAUUGUCGUCUACACCAUCGACAAAGACGGCAAGAAGACUGAAGAGUGCUGGUACAAGGCGCCCUUCUGCGGCAUGAUACACGACUGCGGCAUCAGCGAGAACUACGUCGUCCUCCCCAUGACGCCCCUGAAAUGCUCGCUCGACCGGCUGAAGAAAGGCGGCAACCACUGGGCCUGGGACCCCGACGAGGACCAACUCUACGGCAUCGUCCCACGCCGCGGCGGCAAGCCCGACGACAUAAUCUGGCUCCGCGCCGACAACGGCUUCCACGGCCACGUCGCCGGCUGCUACGAAAACGACUCCGGCCACAUAAUCUUCGACCUCACCGUCGCCGACGGCAACGUCUUCUUCUUCUUCCCCCCGGACACCCCCUCCGCCGCCCCCAACGACGGCCUCACCAAGCGCAACAAGCUCUCCAGCCCCACCCUCCGCUGGACCUUCGACCCGCGCGCCCACCGCACCGGCGACCGCGUCCGCCCCACCGCCGCCUUCCCCCACACCAACGGCGAGUUCUCCCGCAUCGACGACCGCCGCGUCGCCAAGCCCUACACCCACUUCUGGCAGUGCCACGUCGACCCCGCCCGCCCCUACGACGCCGCCGCCUGCGGGCCCCCCGCCGGCGGCCUGUUCAACACCCUCGCCCACCUCGCGUGGGACCACCUGUCCGCCCGCGACUCGUACUGGGCCGGCCCGCGCGCCACGUUUCAGGAACCGACGUUCGUGCCGAGGAGGGGCGUGGCGGCCGCGGAAGCGGAAGCGGAGGAGGCCGAGGGGGAGGGGUACGUCGUUGCGUUGGUGAAUCGCUUGGAUGAGUUGCGGAAUGAUGUCGUGAUCAUGGAUGCGCGGGAUCUGGCGAGGGGCCCGUUGGCCACGGUGCGGUUGCCGCUGAAGUUGAAGUUGGGGUUGCAUGGGAAUUGGGUGGAUGCGAGGGAGAUUGAGGAGUGGACGGAGAGGAGGAGGGAGGGGGGCGUGGUGGGGCCGGCGAGGGGGGCGGAGAGGCCGUUGCCGUGGCAGGUCAGGUUGAUGGAGGCGGAGGGUGGGGUGGAUGGACGUGGUGAGGCGGCGUCUGGGUGA
This is a messenger RNA of Diplodia corticola, 1734 nucleotides long. RefSeq names its product carotenoid oxygenase. Gene Ontology annotation, molecular function: carotenoid dioxygenase activity. Lineage: Eukaryota; Fungi; Ascomycota; Dothideomycetes; Botryosphaeriales; Botryosphaeriaceae. Gene Ontology annotation, biological process: carotene catabolic process. The record is from RefSeq and is a predicted model, not a curated record. The transcript has 2 exons. The coding region runs from base 1 to 1734 and encodes 577 amino acids.